Messenger RNA from Mauremys reevesii (Reeves's turtle), 1511 nucleotides. Its product is annotated as phospholipid scramblase 1-like. The coding region runs from base 161 to 1090 and encodes 309 amino acids. The transcript has 9 exons. The record is from RefSeq and is a predicted model, not a curated record. Gene Ontology annotation, cellular component: plasma membrane. NCBI's taxonomy places the organism in Eukaryota, Metazoa, Chordata, Testudines, Geoemydidae. Gene Ontology annotation, biological process: plasma membrane phospholipid scrambling. Gene Ontology annotation, molecular function: phospholipid scramblase activity.
CAGCGGCCGCUCUGCUCCCUCCCAGACCAGCCAGUCGCGGGGUGGAGCAGCCUGCCGGGAGACCGACACAGGGCUGCGGUGCGCUGCGCUGCACGGACCCGGACCCGGACCCGGCUCUGGCUCUGGCUCUGUCUCUGAAGACACACUUGUAAACGGAGCCAUGGAACUACCAAAUAAAGCUGCUGAAUUUCCAAAUUCCGCUUACCCUCCAGGUUAUGCAGGAAAUCAAGUUCCUUAUGGAUAUCCUCAGUACGCACCUCAAACUUUCCAAAAUGCUCCAGGGCAAGCUAAUAAUGCCUUCCAGGGUUACCCAGCAGGAGCUCCAUAUGGACCUGGGGGCCUUCCAGUCCAAAAUCAGCCUUCUGGGCCCAGUGGGGCAGCUUGGAUGCCAGCACCUCCUCCCCCUCUCAACUGUCCACCUGGAUUAGAAUACCUAAGUCAGAUUGACCAGAUAUUAAUUCAUCAGCAAAUUGAGCUUCUGGAAGUUCUUACCGGUUUUGAAACUAAUAAUAAAUAUGAAAUCAAAAACAGUUUGGGCCAAAGAGUAUAUUUUGCAGCGGAGGAAAAUGAUUGUUGUACUCGAAAUUGUUGUGGACCAUCACGACCUUUCACCAUGAAGAUCGUUGACAAUAUGGGUCAAGAAGUGAUAACAUUGCAGAGACCUCUCAGAUGCUCUUCAUGCUGUUGGCCUUGCUGCUUGCAAGAGCUUGAAGUUCAGGCCCCUCCAGGUACACCAGUUGGCUACAUAAAACAAAACUGGCACCCCUGUCUGCCUAAAUUUACUGUUCAAAAUGAAGCAAAAAUGGAUGUAUUUAAAAUCAUUGGCCCAUGCGUUGUAUGCAGCUGUUGUGAGGAUAUUAAUUUUGAGGUGAAGACGAUGGAUGAAAGUUCUGUAGUCGGAAGAAUUUCUAAGCAGUGGUCUGGAUUUGUAAGAGAGGCAUUUACAGAUGCUGAUAAUUUUGGAAUCCAGUUUCCACUGGAUCUUGAUGUUAAGAUGAAAGCUGUUAUGGUUGGUGCUUGCUUCCUCAUCGAUUUCAUGUUUUUUGAACAAACUGGGAACAAGAACCAGCGAGCAGGAGUGUGGCAAUAGAAUCUACUGUUGGACUUAAAACAUUCUUACAGAGAAAAGUUUCACACUGCUUUUAUGCUCUUUUUCUAAAAUACAUUACAAAAGUCCAGAAUAUAUAGAACAUCUCUGGAUCUUUUGCUUAUUGCUAGUUUCUUUUGUAACUUAGGGUUUAUUGUUUUGAUAUUGCAAAUACAAUUCUAUAGCUCUGAUAUUAAUACAGAUUAAAUCUGUAUAAAUAAUGUGAAAUGUUUGUGACUCUUCCGUGACUGGAAUUUAAACUGCAAAAUAAUUUCUUUAUUAUUGUGAGCACUUCGUAGAAGAUCUUUUAUAGUACAGAAACAUUGGGAGUAAUCCUCUGUCACUUGCACAAAACUACAGUUGAUCCUACAACAAGGGCAGAUUUUUUAAAUAUUCAAUAUUGGCAAUGUUUAUAUAUAUAUAU